AUGUCUUUCGGCUGGUCUGCCGGAGACAUUGUCGCAGCUCUCCAACUGCUUAACAAAGUCCGCAUCGCUUUGAAAGACUCUGGAGGCUCCAAGACCGACUAUCAGGAUGCUACAUCAUUCCUUGAUGAGUUGUCGACUACACUCCGCACCCUCGACAGCAUCCAGAUUACCUCUUCACACCCAGAGCUUCUGCAAGAUAUCAGCGACCACGUUGAACGUCUGCGAAAAGAGAUUGAUCUGUUUCUGAAGACCAUACAGAAUGACUAUGGGGGUUCCCUUGGACCUUUCUCUACAUCCAGCAAACCCACAAGAUUACAACGCAAAAUCCAGUACGGAAUGUCAACCUCGAAGAGGGUCCAAAGUCUACGCGCAAAGAUUGGCCCCGAGUUAUCAACGCUACAGAUUAAAUUAAUGAACCAAAUGUUGUUAGUAUAG
Colletotrichum abscissum is the source of this 435-nucleotide messenger RNA. RefSeq lists its product as uncharacterized. The record is from RefSeq and is a predicted model, not a curated record. Bases 1 to 435 code for a protein of 144 amino acids. The transcript has a single exon. Lineage: Eukaryota; Fungi; Ascomycota; Sordariomycetes; Glomerellales; Glomerellaceae.